Molecule: messenger RNA, 2288 nt
Organism: Camponotus floridanus (Florida carpenter ant)
Lineage: Eukaryota; Metazoa; Arthropoda; Insecta; Hymenoptera; Formicidae
Product: sodium-coupled neutral amino acid transporter 9
Exons: 11
Coding region: 277-2001 (574 amino acids)
Biological process (GO): amino acid transmembrane transport
Molecular function (GO): amino acid transmembrane transporter activity
Source: RefSeq, a predicted model, not a curated record
AACGGAUAUUAUCCGAUCAUUAACCGAUUACUUUAAUCGGAAAAAAAAGAAACCGAUCAGAUAUCCAAUCAGAAAAUAUCAAUCGAUCGGAUAUCUGAUCAGAAAGUUCAAAAUUCGGAACUUUCCGAUCAGAUAUCCGAUUAAAGUGAUCGGUUAAUAAUCGGAUAAUAUCCGUUCGUUACCUUUCCACCGGUUAUUUUUCUCAGUGAUUAUUAACAUAAAACGACGCGCAUUGUUUAAUUGUACACAGAAGACUUUGAUCAUCAAAAACGUAUUAUGUACAAGUCUCGCGUUUACCGAAGUGGCAGCGAUAUUUCGCCACAAGACAGCGGGUCCGAAAGUACACCGAUCCUGUCCUCGGAAUCUCGCACGAGUCUGGAGCUAUCGACGAUAUCCGAUGAUUUGGAAACAAGCGACUCAAAUUUGAGCCCUGCCGGUUGUUCUUUGAAAUAUGGGAGCAUCGAUGCCGCUAGUUAUAGUACAACCCUAACAGCUGUACCGAAAAGGCCGACCCCUCUAACGCGGAACAACGAGUUGUAUCUUUCGGCAGCGGCGCACUCGCCUUGCAUCGUGAAUUUCGUCCAUGAGAAGAACCACGAGGUAUUAACGAAUGAAAAUACCGAUAAAAAAGCGUAUGGAAUAGAUUUUCCAUCUGGAUCGCAAUUUCAAUCUGACAUGAUGGACAUCUCGUGCAAGGAUCUCAAGCCGAAGCAAAGUUCCUUAGUCACCAUAUUUUCAAUAUGGAAUACGAUAUUGGGCUCAUCGUUAUUGACUAUGCCAUGGGGAAUCGCGAUGGCUGGACUUUUUCCUGGGAUUAUCCUUAAUCUAAUGAUGAGCGGUUUAUGUCUAUAUACAGCUUAUCGUCUCGUAGUUGCAUACGCGUAUCACGGUGGAGGAGAAAAUAUAGAAGUCAUAGACUUGAGUCGAAUAUAUCUUGGCAAAUGGGCGGAGUACAUUGCCAAAAUCUUUAGUAUUGCUGUACUGAUAGGCGCAACCAUAGCUUAUUGGGUACUGAUGGCUAAUUUCUUGUAUAAUAUCGUGAAUUUUAUUUAUGAUAAUGCAGCUGGCUGGCCGACGCGUUCCAUACCUGAAAACAUUUCCAAUAUAGAAGUCUUAUGUUCAAAAAAACAAACUCAGGAUAACAAUACUGUUAUAAUACGCGAGAAGACAUUUGACGCAUUAGGACCAGCGUGGGAUUUACACAACACAGUUCCUGUGUUUUUAGCUUUAUUAAUAUUUCCAUUAUUGAAUUUUAAUAGCACAACAUUUUUUACGAAAUUUAAUUCCCUUGGGACGAUAUCAGUUAUAUAUUUGAUUAUCUUCAUUUUAAUAAAAUCCACAUCAUGGGGCAUUAACAUGGAUCAAAUAGAAUGGACAACAAGUUGGGAUAUACAACCCACAUUUCCAGCCCUCACCGGAAUAUUGGCAAUGUCGUUCUUUAUUCACAAUAUAAUAAUUAGUAUAAUGAAGAAUAAUCGUAAUCAAAAGAAAAAUGGAAGAGAUUUAACUAUAGCAUAUAUUCUUGUCACAUUAACUUACAUCAUUGUUGGAGUAACAUUUUUUAUAUGCUUUCCUCUGCCAAAGUCAUGCAUAGAAGAUAAUCUAUUGAAUAAUUUUCAAAAGUGGGAUGGCUUUACAAUAGGUGCUCGUAUAGUACUACUUUUCCAACUAAUAACCGUCUAUCCUUUGCUCGCAUUUAUGCUACGUGUACAAUUGCUCUCAUCAAUAUGCAAAACAGUAUCUAAUAGGAGUUUAGUACUGGUCACUAAUCUUAUACUAGUUUCUAUAUGUAUUUUGUUCGCAACCUUUAUGCCUCAUGUCGGAACUAUUGUUAGAUACACGGGCGCUUUAAGUGGAUUUAUCUACAUUUUUACUUUACCAAGUUUACUGCAUUUAUCGAUUUUAAAGAAAGAAGGGAAAUUAACUGUGCCUUCUCUGUUAAUCCACUUAAGUAUUCCUAUUAUUGGAAUUAUCAAUAUCAUUGCUCAAUUUUUCAUUUGAGAUCAUUGAUCACAUAAUUAAAAUCUCAUAAUCAUAAUCAUAAUCAUAAUCAUAAUCAGUAUGAUAGUGUUUAUAUAACACUUAAAAUUAAUUACACAUAAAUAAUCAUUAAGUAUACAUUGUUAUGUAUCUUAAGAGGAGUAAAAUCCUGUAGUUAUAAAAUUACAUUAAGUAACACAACAAAACAGCAAUGCAGGAAAACAAUGCAAAAUUUACAUUGAAUUUUUUACUUGUAAUCUCAUCAAAAUUGAUAAUCAUUUUAGAUAAUAAGAAAAUAUUUUUAAGAU